Messenger RNA from Salvelinus namaycush (lake trout), 1462 nucleotides. RefSeq names its product tripartite motif containing 47 (gene trim47). Bases 14 to 1462 code for a protein of 482 amino acids. The transcript has 10 exons. Gene Ontology annotation, molecular function: protein binding; zinc ion binding. Lineage: Eukaryota; Metazoa; Chordata; Actinopteri; Salmoniformes; Salmonidae. The record is from RefSeq and is a predicted model, not a curated record.
CUAGGUAAACAACAUGGCUGCGGGAUCCAGCGGUGCGGGCAGCGAGCUACAAAAAGAGUUGAUGUGUGCCAUCUGCCUUGACUACUUCCACGACCCCGUCAUUCUCAAAUGCGGACACAAUUUCUGCAAGUUCUGCAUCCUGAUGCAUUGGGAGGAGAACGGAGGAGAGGACGUCGGUUAUCAAUGCCCCGAGUGCCGAAUGAUAUUUAACAAGAUCAGCUUCACCAAGAACUACCUGGUUAAGAACCUUGUAGAUAAGCUGAGUGAUUUUGCGUGUCUGAAGCCCUGUGAGCAGCCGGCUCCAUCCAAGCGUGUCCAACUAGACGGGAAAUGCGACCGGCAUGGAGAGGAGCUGAAGCUCUACUGCCACACCGACAACAAACCCAUCUGUGUGGUGUGUAGGGAGUCCCGGGCACACAGACACCAUGACGUGGCUCCUGUACCAGAGGUCCUUGAGGAUAUGAAGAGCGAGCUGCGACUGAGGCUGGUGGAAUUAACAUGGCAGAAGACUGUGUGUACCAGAGUGAAGGCUAUGGACGAGCAGACCAAGAAUGAAGCCAAGUUAAAGAAGCUGAAGCUGAAGGAGAAGAUUGAGGAGGAUGUGGGGUCUCUAGUCCAGUUCCUGUUGGAUGAGAAGGACGACCUACUGGAGGCUCUGGAUGCUGAGGAGGGGACUGUCAUAGGGACGAUAGAUGACAACCUGAGGUGGGUGGAGACCGAGGUGGUAGCUGUGGACAAGCACAUGGCCCAGAUACACAACCACAUCAGAGGAAACACCAGCUUCGAGGUGACUUUGUCAAACAUUCCCCUCGCACCCUGUGUAGUGAGCCCUCUCAUAUCAUCUGUUAACUGUACGGGUGACUGGAUGAAUGAGUUCUCUGGACCCCAUCAGCUGAUCUUGUGGAAAAGAAUGAUGCACGUGUUGCACACCAUGCCCCAGAACCUGACCCUGGACCCAGACACGGCUCACCCUAACCUGGCCAUCACGGACUUCGACACCAAGGUAGAGGAGGUGCGUACCCGUAGCCAGGACCCAGACCUGCCUCAGCGCUUCACCCGCUUCUGUGGUAUUCUGGCCACUGCACAAUACUCCAGCGGACAACACUACUGGGAGGUGGAUGUGAAGGACAAGGGCGUAUGGUACCUGGGGGUGACAGGAGAGUACAGUCCCAGGAAGGGGUUCGUCAACCUGUGUCCAUCCUCCGGCUACUGGAGCCUUAGUCUGCAGGACAGGCUAUAUGCUAACGAGGAGGACGCCAAGAUACCUCUGGCCGACUACUGGAACUCUCCGCGGGUGGGCGUGUACCUGGACUACGACGCAGGCCGCGUGUCUUUCUACGACGCAGUCACCAUGAAGAAGUUGUACAUGUUUGAGGCGUACUUCGAGGAGCCGGUAUCUCCUUUCUUCAGCCCAGGGAAGAACGACCCUGGGAGCAGACUGCAGAUCUGUCAUUACUACUGA